Messenger RNA from Dentiscutata erythropus, 770 nucleotides. NCBI's taxonomy places the organism in Eukaryota, Fungi, Glomeromycota, Glomeromycetes, Diversisporales, Gigasporaceae. The record is from the annotation of a GenBank genome assembly.
CUGUAAAAACUAAAUCGACUUCGACGAAAAAACCUUCCUUUAAAAAAACUCCAACUAUUAAAAUAGUUGAUGUUAAAUUCCCACCUACAUUGAAUGUUGAAUACUUUGUUCAAAAAAAAAAGCAACGCGUACUAAAAUUUCCUAAUGCGUUUGUAUUCUUCAGAUCUGUCUAUAGCCAAACGUUGCGCGAUGAAGGGAUAAAGCUCUCUCAAAGCGAUGUUUCUGCUUCAGCAAGCUUCGUCUGGCAUAAUAAUUUAUCGACAGAAGUAAAGGAUUUUUAUUUUAAUUUUGCUUCCAAUGUACGCAAUCAAUACCUAAGGAAGCAUCCCGUCACUUAUUAUAAGUGUGAAUGGAAAUCCGAAUCUAAAUCUAUGGUUACGUCAAAGGACGAACCAAAAAAGUUGAAGACAUUCAAUUUUAUAUAUGAACAUCAAAAUCCUAAAAUCGUGAAACCAACCUCUUUACAAGAGAUACCUCAGCCGACCAAAGUAAUUCCAUCUCAAAUGAACAAUGUCAUUAAUCAACCCAUUAAUAUGACUUCUUGGAGCAAUAAUAUUUUUAGAGGACAACCUUCUCUCUUUAAUAAUGGAAAUCAAGCCUUAUUGGCUGCUGGAUCGAAUUUAUUUUGCGACCUUCAAUUAGAUACUAUCAAUUUUGAUCACUUAUUUUCUAGCGGGGGAUCCGAUGAUAAUGAAAGAGAAAUUUUUAAUCUUUGUACUUGUACAAAUUUUAAUGAUAUUAAUAAUUUUAUUCUUUCUACGCAUGAAUAA